AUGAGCAACAGAUGUGAAAUACCUACACCAGAGGUAGCCCUUGCUCAUUCACACUUGAAACGUGUGGCACAGUUCAUCCCGAAGUUAGAUCCUGAUGCUCAGAUCUUACUAUUGUUGGGAAGAGACAUGAUCCGUGUACACAAAGCAAGACAACAAAUCAAUGGGCCUCACAAUGCACCCUUUGCUCAGCGAUUAGAUUUAGGCUGGGUGAUUGUAGGUGAUGUCUGCAUUGACAAAGCUCAUAAGCCGAUGGUGAGUGUCUAUAAAACUAACAUCCUAGAGAAUGGUCGCCCAUCUCUUCUCACUCCAUGCCAAAGUCACAUCAAAGUGAAAGAGAAAUUGAGCCAUGGCGGGGAGCAUAAGUCUGUUGUUUUUCCCCAUUCGUUCAAUCACGCCACUCAUUGCAUGCUAGUCGAAGAUGAACUUGGGCUCAAAGUAUUUGAGAGAACCAAAAAUGAUAACAAACCUGCCAUGUCCUUCGAGGAUGAGAACUUCUUGAAGAUCAUGCAAGCAGAGUUCCACCAAGAUGAACAGAAAAACUGGGUCGCUCCUUUGCCAUUCAAGUCACCCAGACCAUUACUGCCAAAUAAUCGUGAACAUGCUUUGUCUCGUCUUAAUUCUUUGCGACGCACGCUGAGUAGAAACCCUGAGAUGAAGGAACAGUUUUCUGCCUUCAUGGAGAAGCUCUUCCAGAACCAUCAUGCGGAAAGAGGAACACCUAUUCACGAGGAUGAAGAAUGUUGGUACUUACCCAUCUUCGGAGUGUAUCAUCCGCAAAAACCGGGACAGAUUCGAGUGGUGUUUGAUUCCAGCGCACAACACCACGGUAUUUCUCUGAACAAUGUGCUCCUCUCAGGCCCUGACCUGAACAACUCCCUAUUGGGUGUGCUGUUACGGUUCAGGAAAGAUCUUGUUGCAAUUAUGGCAGACAUCCAACAGAUGUUCUAUGGUUUCCUGGUGAAAGAACACCACAGAAACUAUUUGCGAUUUCUCUGGUACAGCAACAACGAUUUGAACAAGGAAGUGGUAGAAUACCGUAUGAGGGUACAUGUGUUCGGGAACAGCCCUUCGCCAGCAGUAGCGAUAUACGGUCUGCGGUUAGCUGCACAGCAAGCUACAAACUAUGACUUUGUCCGGAGGGUUGGUCAGAAAUACUUUGUGUCCUACAAGGAGAGAGACUCUUUCUCCAGGGCCGUCGAGUUCUGCUCCCAACGAGGCUUAGAGCUGGCUUUGCCACAGAACGAGGAGGAGAACAGCGUACUGACUCAAGCGUUUGGGGACGUUUACAAAACGGCCUGGAUCAACGUCAACAAUCAAAAAGCAGAGGGGAAUUUUGAGACAGACAUGAACAACCGACCUCUGAAUGGGGAGGAGGGCAGCCAGACAAAUCCAUCCAGGAUACAGGCUGCACCAUGCUGUCAGAAAACGGUUUUUGGAGAGUGA
Molecule: messenger RNA, 1443 nt
Organism: Siniperca chuatsi (mandarin fish)
Lineage: Eukaryota; Metazoa; Chordata; Actinopteri; Centrarchiformes; Sinipercidae
Exons: 2
Coding region: 1-1443 (480 amino acids)
Source: RefSeq, a predicted model, not a curated record